Phragmites australis (common reed) is the source of this 2429-nucleotide messenger RNA. RefSeq lists its product as uncharacterized. The record is from RefSeq and is a predicted model, not a curated record. The transcript is spliced from 18 exons. The coding region runs from base 211 to 2154 and encodes 647 amino acids. NCBI's taxonomy places the organism in Eukaryota, Viridiplantae, Streptophyta, Magnoliopsida, Poales, Poaceae.
CGAGAUAUUCGAGUCAACCGCAAGAGGGAGGGGCGGGCGGGCGCGCGCAUUCGUCGGCCGCGCGGCGCCACCAGGAAGCAUCCCCCGCAUCGGCGCAUUUCCUCCGGUCCCGUCCUUGCCUACCGUGCCCGAGACGCUCUCCGCCAUUUCGUAUCGAGUUUGAGGUGAAGGAGGAGAAAGGGGGAGGCCGACCGGAGACCGGCGCGAGUGAUGUCGUGGCUCCGCAGCGCGGUGCACCGCGCGGUGGAGGCGAGCGGCGGCCGCAGCUCCCUCCUCACCCGCACCGUCCGCACUUCCCUCGACACCGUCGUCCACCACGCUGGCCAGGCCGUCGCGGGUGGCGCCAGGUUCAUCAUCGGGAAUCGGAACUACAAGAGCGCGAAGGUGACGGCUAAGAGGCUGGAGGAGGCGGCGCUCUCCUACAAGGGGGAGGAGCGGGCGCAGCUGCUGCGCCGGUGGCUCGUCGCGCUCAAGGAGACCCAGCGCGCGGCCUCGGCGAUGCGGGAGCCGCAACGCGUGGACGAUCCGAAUCAAACCGCGCCCCUGUUGGAUCUGUACGUGGAUUACGAGAGCGGGGCAGAGCCAAUGAACUUUCUCCACGUCUUCCUCUACAGCCAAGCGCUUGAGUGUGUUGUUCUCUCCAUGAUUCUGGAAGCCCCAACUGAAGAAGAAGUUUCGCUGCUCUCGGAAAUUUUCGGAAUGUGCCUUUCUGGAGGGAAGGAUGUGCACAAUGCAAUCCUGAGUAGUAUAAAGGACUUGGCAAAGUUAUUUUCAAGUUAUCGUGAUGAAGUAUUGGCAAAACGCGAUGAGCUGCUUCAGUUUGCUCAGGGUGCUAUCUCAGGGUUAAAGAUAAAUGCUGACAUUGCAAGAUUAGAUGAUGAAAUCAUGCAGUUACAACAACAGAUAAAUGCAAUGGAUGUGCAUCGAGCUACUUCAACCAGCAACCAUAAUAAAGCAUCUCAAACGGUCACUGAGGGUUUCAAAAAUGCAGUUGCUGAGGUUCGUCUUUGCUCUAGAAUGGAAGAACUUGUAUUGAAGAAGAAAUCAAUAUAUCCUGGCGACUCAUUGGAGACUCAUUUUGAGAAGGUCGAUAAACUGAAGGUUUUGUCUGAAUCUCUUGCAAAUUCAUCUGCAAAAGCAGAAAAGCGUAUCAUGGAAAAUAGGCUACAAAAGGAAGAAUCUCUUAUCUUCCGAGUUACCAAAACAAAUGAAGUUAGUGGUACAGAAAAGGAAUUAGUUGCUGAGAUCUCUGGACUUGAGAAGCAAAGGGAUCAACUUGAGGCAGAACUAAAGAAGGUGAAUACUAAAUUAAACGCGGCUACUGUGAAGCUUAAAAAAACUCGAGAGGAGCGAGACCAAUUUGAUGAAGCCAGCAAUCAGAUUGUGUUACACCUGAAAACUAAGGAAGAUGAACUUUCAAGAUCCAUUGCUUCAUGCAAAGUAGAAGCAAGCACUGUUAGUGCGUGGAUCAACUUUUUAGAGGAUACAUGGAAAUUGCAGUCUUUAUUUGAAGAGCUAAAAGAAAAGCAGGCCAAUGAUGAAUUGGAUAGAUGUGGAGUCUGCUUUGCGAAAUUGAUUAAGCAUCAUGUUUCUGCAUGCAUGGAAGAGCUGAGCAGUUCUGUCGAUCAUAUCAAAACGCUUGUUGAUAACUUAAAAAUAUUCAGUGACAGAUCGGUGUCAGCAGAGGAUGGUGAUAAUGCUUCGUCUAAGCAAUCAAACCCUCGUAAAUACCUUGAGCAAGAAUACCUGGAAACUGAGAAAAAGGUUGUAGCCGCAUUCAGUUUGGUUGACAGUAUCAGAGCAUUAUUUUGUUCUAAUCAAGACUGUGAAACGAGGAGAGAUGAUCCCGAGGUCAAAAGUCUAUUUGCCACAGUUGACAAGCUGCGCGUUGAGUUUGAAUCUGUGCCACGCCCAGUACUGCAAAUCGAGAUCAACGAACAGGAAGAGAAAACAAGACGAUCCCGUUCCUUCAAGGCAUCUGCCUCACCAAGCCAUUCAAGAAGCGAUUCCCCGAUCGCGGCUCAGCUCAGGACACGGCUACCAUCAGAGUCUGAUUCAGAAAUGGCGAAAUUCGACCAAGAUUACAAGGCUGACGAGAUCAGUGGGUGGGAAUUUGAUGACCUUGAAGAUGAGACAAGAUCUGGCUUCCAAUAAUCCGUGUAGGGUGGGAAAUGAAACUCAUACCAGCAGUAGUCGAUGUAAAAUCACUAGCACAAAAGCCUGAGAAAUGUAUAGCAGUCUAGCAGAGCAGUGUACAAUAUAACCGUCGUUUCUGUUCAGUUUAUUUUUUUCUGUCACGCCCUGUGAAUGUUGUCGUCUGCAAUCUGCACAUAUGACUAGUAUAAGUGAAAACCAACUACGUGUAUAUGCAAACAAUUUUCUUGGGUACUAUGCCAUGGUGACAUUGUAAAAGUCAACCUCUUCUUUUA